AUGGUGCGCAUUAUUGGCCGCGAAGCAUUUGAUUCCUUCGAGAUAAUGACCUCACUAGAAUCGGUAUUCAGUCGCCGAUUUGACUUUUCUAUCGAUAUUCUUCGUAAUCUUGACGGAAUUCAUUCACAUAAUGUUCCUGACCUCUCUGUCGUAAUUAGCAUAAGUAAUCUUAAAUGGUGCAUGACGUCCGACUUCUACACUUUGUUACGUGGUGUGAUAGAGAAAAACUUUGGUGAUGUGCUGAUACCGGUGCCGGAGACGAUUCCCAUUGAGGUUCUGCAGAAACCGACAGAAAUAGGCUGUGAUAACAAGUAUGCCACGCUCUCGUUUCGACUACUGUUUGACAAUGUGGAGGUUGACUGCCAUGUGCCGACUAUGGAUUCGAAGUCUACUCGGUCUAAUUUAUUUGGUAAAGCAUUCACACCGUUUGCUAGUGUUCACCUUCUCACUGCUCGCAUCAGUCUCGACGUUUUCAUUGACGGUCAAAGUGAGCUUGAUCUCGUCUGUGUGGACGCUAAUCUCGUCGAUACGAGGCUAGGUAACUUUUCUUUGAUGUUCGAAACUCAUAUAAUGAUGCGAAAAGACGAAGCACCUGUGAUUACUUUGGUGUUGAUGCAUUCAAAACUCUUGAUGAUGUAUGAUUGGCUGAACGAUGUGAAAAAUUUCGUCACUCAAAGCGCAGAUUUCGUACCUAAAGAUGUGAACGAUCCUGGUCGAAGUCUUGGAAGUGUCGUAGCCCGUCUAGGUGGCCAGCCAUUCGAUGAACAACAGGCACUAUCUUUGAAAAUCACUCUUAGAGAUUGCGAUUUGUAUUUUCUGGAGAAUCCACACAUGGACAACAGUUUUGCAAUUGUUAUGAAUACCACAGCUGUUUUGAAUGUUAACGAGAUUGGUGGUAUCGAAAUAAGUCAUAUUGUUUUCAAAGCCGAGAGAGCAGACUUCUGGUUGCUUGACGACUUUCAAGGCAGUUCUAUACCGAUACUGCGAUUAUCUCUCUUAAAUUUGAGAAUCGAUCGCCAGUCAGCAGAUAGACUGGUAUCGAGUUUCUCCAUAUCGGCUGAUUAUUUCAAUCAACGAAUUUUCGGUUGGGAACCAUUUGUGGAAAAGUGGUCGGUGUUGCGAUUUCUUGCGAUAAGAAAGGGGAACACACGGAAUCUGGACCUUGUCGCUGAAUCUCGAAGCGCUCUUGAUAUCAAUGUUACCGAACAACUUAUACAACAAGCCAUGCAUAUUUCAUCACGAUGGCCAGUGAUUCGAGACUCAUUCAAAAGAGACGAUUUUCGGAGGUCGCGCUCGGACCACUUACCAUACUUAUUCAAGAAUCAGACAGGUUGUGAUGUCGUGUUUACUACAGCGGUCGAGGAUAUCCAGUCGGCGAGAAAUGCACAACGAAAGACGUCGGUGCGAUGGAUCAGUGUAGCGAAGGAUAUGGAACUCACAUUUGAGUUCCCACCACGUCUUCUUUUGUACACGCAUUUCGAGCGCGAAUCUUCUCAUCAGCUCAUUGUUCGGGUAAACGGGUGGGAUGAAAUUUCACCAGUAAACGUAGACUCGUGUGGCACAUAUUUUCGUUUAGUGAAGGCUGCUAAGGUAACAAAUUUACAGAAAGGCAUGCCUACGGCACGUGUCGUUAUCCAAGUGACAGUGGAAAAAGACGGGAAGAAAGUAGUUGUGGUUCGAUCGUCAAUUGACGGGAAAUUUCAUUUUCAUCUUUUCUUUCCAUUGGCAUCGAUUAUUACUGUAUUGUUUUCCACUAAUGCUUUAAUUGAACAGGCUGAAGUGACAUGGUCAAAUGUUCGUGAACCUGGUAAGACACUCAAUUGUACUCAGCGAUUGCUAACAACAGAUAGCCAUCGGCUGUGUACGUCUGUUCGCCGUGAACACUAUCCUGAUCAUGAGGUGCUACCAGGUCAUACAAUUUUCGUGGUAGCUCCUCUUAAUAUUCAGAACUUGUUGCCGAUUGACGUUGAGAUACAUAUCCUCGACCAGGCAUUUCCUAUCUCUGCCGGCAAAACAUCAAUGAUUACAACGGUAUUUUUUGCGUUGAGUGGACUCACUGUGGAUAUCACUAAGUGUUUUGCUAUUGGAGUGGUUACCGACAGAAUGAGGACCGUGCAGGAAUGUUACAUAUCGAAAGGUAGCAUAGGAGAAGGUCAACAGGUGUCAUUAAGGUUAUCUGACUCCCUUGGACGUCCUCUUGAUAUGUACGGUAACGUUCGUCUAGAAAUUGGCGGCUGUAUAUCGAUUUCAUUGUGGGUACCCUAUUGGAUUGUUAACAAAUCAGGGAUUCCUCUAAUUCUUAAACAAGAAGCGACGGAUAGUGAUGCAGCUGGACAAAUGGCAGAGCAUGAACGUGCAAAAGACAAGCAUCCGUUGAUGUUCAGUUUUGCUGACGACGGCUGUCCUAAACAGUGCAUGGUACGUGUCGGUCGUGAACUUGAAGUCAAUUAUCAUCCACGAUACAGUCAAAAAUUCGCUCUCACUCCGGGCGUUCAAGCUUUGAAACUGAGUAGUGUGCACGAGAGCUUACCAACAUUGUACUAUAACAUCGGCGUGGAAGUCCGUGCAGGUACUGGACGCUAUAAGGAUACACAAGUUGUACUACUCACCUCGCGUUACGUUAUUAAUAACCAGUCGUCUUAUGAGAUGUUCGUCUGUCAUCACGACUUUAUUGAUCGUGGUUCGGAACAUGUGAAAAUCACGGCAAAGUGUAGCAUUGUAUGGAAUGAGAAUUAUGAAGACUGUCGCCAAAUGUGCGUACGACGAAGCGACGUGAAACAUUGGAGCUGUCCAUUUCGCAUUGAUCGCAUCGGAUCGUUUCAUGUAACAAUGAGAGAUGCUGAUGAAACGCCAAGAUUUGUUCGUGUCGAGAUUAUUUUGAACAGUGCUGUGUUUUGUGUGACGUUCACUAAUGCUGAAUGCUAUCCUCCGCCGAUUCGAAUAGAAAAUCAUUCUAAUGAAAACCUAGUUAAGGUACCAGUUCUAUAUCAGCAGCAAUCAGAAAGCCCUAUAGGGCAACAUCUUCGAACGAUAUGCAAGGCAAAGAGCCAUGUAGACUAUGCGUGGGAUGAUCUCUACGGAAAUAGACGGAUUGUGCUGCAGGUGUAUGAGAACAAAAGUCAUGUUUACGAUCCAUCUCUACCAGGAAUAGGGCCACAACUUGUAUAUGAGAAUCACGUAUACCUCAAACUGGCAGCAUCCUUUAAGAGCAAUGGUAAUCAGUUGUGGUCUCUUUGCAAAGAUGGCUGCAUAGAGAACAUAGGAAUGUCGUACCGCUCACGUACACGAGUUGUUCUCGAUGUUCUUGAACGCAUGGGCUUUCAACUUAUGAUGAAAGAGCGGUCAUCUUCACGCGAUCGAUUCCAAAAAUGGAAUUUAUCACCGGUUGUUAGCAUAACAGAUCGCGAAGAUCGUGCACGUGCGAUGUCACUGAAUGCAAUGCCGAAAUCAGUCGCUUCUGUUUUACUGGAGUUUAAUAUGUCGAUGAGAGCCGGAAUUGGUAUAUCGUUGGUUAAUGGCUCAUAUGAGGAACUCAUAUAUGCCCGAUUCGAAGGAAUCGCACUAAGUGCACGUCAUCUCGACGGAACCUACCAGCUGAGCGGAAGUGUGGACUCCAUUCAGUUUGCUCAGGCGUCCGAUGCGGCGACGAGUGUUCAACAGAAAACACUGAGCAUGCCACCCAAUACCGAUUUGGAGCGACCUGACCCAUUUCGUACAAGGCGUUGGUACUUCGGAACUUUGGAUCUUGAAAUGGGCCAAAUUGCGUUGAUGGUGACGGUAUCAAAAUCGACUCUUCCACCGAAGUGCCGUCAGCUAAAGCAGCAAUUCAACGUGAAGUUGAUAUCUUUUGAAAAAGCUGCCGUUUAUUUACCGCCGUUCCGACAAUUUCACUAUUUCGAAACAAGUUCAUUCUUGUUGGAGAGCUUGAGGAAGUUCUAUCUUGCUGAGCUUCAAAAACAAACGUUGAAUAUCGUUGUUACUUUGGACGCGUUUGGCAAUCCACAAGGGCUGGUCACAGAUCUUAAAGAUUCUUUCCAGGGGUUAUUCAUCGAAGGCGAUCUUCAACGAUUUGUCGCUGGUCUCGGAUACGGCGUUUCCAACAGUAUUUCAAAAUUAGCCUCAUCUGCAGCCUCUGGUGUUGGAGCGUUGACGUUUGAUCAAGAGCAUGAAGCGAAACGCCGACAUAACAUUAUUCGUUCGCACAGGUACGUAGUAGAAACCGUCUCCGGUUCGCAACCACCGAAUACAGGCGCCCUUCGUGGUAUUACCACUGGUGCUGUGGAUACGGUAACGAAGCCAGUACAAGGAUUGUUCGAUUUGGUUGAAGGAACAGCGUCAGCAAUGAAAGAACUCGCAGGCCCAGCGACGGGUAGCGGACGAAGACUCGCAGCGAGCGCAAGAAUACGGCCACCUCGACUUUGCCGAAAUCUCUACCAUCUCUUACCGCCAUACAGUCAUCAGCUUGCAAACGCACAGAUGGAAAUGAUGCGCAUCAAUGGUCAUUCAACGAAAGAAAGGUUGCUCGACGUCGAAGUUUGUUUGGAACAAAUAAAUGGUAACAACGUCAUACGACAGUAUGUCUUAAUCUCGACGAAGCAGUGUUAUGUAUGCCGUCAAGUUAACUCCGAGCCAUCUAAUGUGAUCUUCCGCAUUCCCUACAAAUACCUAAAGACGGUUAAGCCACGUCCUGAAUUAGAGAAUUCAUUGGCCAGCUUGGAAGUCAUUAUCGAUACGGAUGAUCGACGAACUCUUCCUUCACAUAUCUGGUGUGGACGGUACGAAGUUGCAAGACGUUUGGGCGAGAAAAUGAUGCAAGCAAAGCGUGAAUAUGAUCAUAGCAAACGGACGCUUAGCGAUCAAGAAUGUUCGGACGGCUGA
Molecule: messenger RNA, 4878 nt
Organism: Angiostrongylus costaricensis
Lineage: Eukaryota; Metazoa; Nematoda; Chromadorea; Rhabditida; Metastrongylidae
Source: the annotation of a GenBank genome assembly